Molecule: messenger RNA, 2091 nt
Organism: Dendronephthya gigantea
Lineage: Eukaryota; Metazoa; Cnidaria; Anthozoa; Malacalcyonacea; Nephtheidae
Product: BTB/POZ domain-containing protein 6-like
Exons: 2
Coding region: 721-2076 (451 amino acids)
Biological process (GO): neurogenesis
Cellular component (GO): cytosol
Molecular function (GO): protein binding
Source: RefSeq, a predicted model, not a curated record
UAUCAGCGCGCAUUUCAUGUUAAUUUUUCCGGAAAUAACUUCCUGAAUUACUAUGGUAUUUCCUAUCUGAUAUAUAAUAAUACAUUGUUUUGGCUUUUAUAAACUCAUCUGGUUGUCUGCCUCGGAACCGUGUUUAACUCGCUUGCUUUUUGGUUAUUCUACGUAAGGUUUCGAUAAGAAGAGUUUCAGAUCAUCUCGGAACGUAGGUGUUUCAUAUCUCGAAGAGCAAACCCAAUUAUGCAGUGAUUUAUUUUCAACCUUUGAACUUUUGGACAGAAUAUCGUUCGGCUUCAUUAGUUGUGGAGUGAAGAGAAAACGACGUUUUAUUUCAGACUGUGGCGUGUACCUGAGGCUAGAAAUCUUCAUGGGGUAGCUGUUUACUGAUAUAUAUACUGUAUAUAUCUUUUAAAUGAGCUUUCGUUUUGAGCUGUUUCAAGCUUGUUGAAAGUGGUUUCCCCAUUCUUUGUAUUCCCAAGUGGUAUCAAAGAACAAUUCCUCUUCGAAUAAUAGUUGUUUUGGUGCCAAAAUACCGAAUACGCUAAGUGGACUCUCGACAUAAUAUAGUUCCUUGUCCAAGAAUUGUUCGGUAUUCCAGAAUUUAAACGCGUUGCUUACAGUGUCGUUAAAACGUGGGUCAAGGCUUAAAGAAACAUAUCCGUCGUUGAGUUGAGUUAAUAUAUUGGCUUCCUUGUUUUAACCCUUCUGGCGCAUCUGUUGGCAAUGUUUUUGUCCGGAAUUUCAACAGAUGAUUUAUUUGAUGAGCAAUGUUGCCCGCAAGAUUUGCAGAGCAAAAUAGCUCGUACUUUUACGACUGGUUUCAUGUCGGAUAUCACAUUUAUAGUUGGUAAAGAUGAGAAGCAGAAAACGUACCCAGCUCAUCGAUAUAUACUUGGAAUUGGUAGUGCCGUCUUUCAUGCUAUGUUCUACGGAUCCAUGGCAGAGCAUGGACGAAAAGUUUCGAUACCAGACGCCGAUUCUGAAGCAUUUGGUGAAUUUCUGCGUUAUCUCUACACAGAAGACUGCAGUAUCACGGAGGAAAAUGUUAUGAGCAUUGUCUACUUGGCUACAAAAUACCUCGUUCCAGCCUUGAUGAAAAAAUGUGUCAGAUUUUUGAGGAAAAAAGUUACUGCUGAAAGCGCAUUUGAAGUGCUCAGUCAGGCAAUACACUUCUGUGCUGAUGGCUUGGAGACAAACUGCUGGAGGGUUAUAGACAAUCAGUGUACGCAAGCUUUAAAAUCCGAAGCGUUUUUGAAAAUCGAACAUUCAGUGCUUUGUGAGUUAUUAUCUCGUGAAACUCUAAAUGUAAAGGAAAUUGAUUUGUUCAACGCUGUCUUGAAAUGGGCACAGCAUCAGUGCGAGAGACAGGAAAUUAAAAGUAACGUCGAAAAUUGCCGAGAGGUUCUAGGGAAAGCUAUUACCUUAGUUCGUUUUCCAACCAUGGCGCUGGAGGAAUUCGCAAGUACCGUUGUACACGAAUCCAAGAUUCUUCCUCACGAGGACAUUAUCAACAUUUUCCUGUUAUUUAGUGGACAAAAACCGCACGAGGAGUCCACGAAAUUUUCGUGCAAACCACGCAAACAUUGCGCGGGAAAGUCGCGCGCUUCCCGAUUCAGCCCGCAAAAAAUAAUCCGACCCAAGCGUGCAGGCAAAGGGUGGUGUUAUGUGAACAAUACCCUAGACGCGUUAUGCUUUAGAGUUUCGCAGCCUGUUCUAAUACACGGUGUGCGAGCUUUCGGAGAUGACGAGAGAAGCGUUUACAGACUGAAAGUUAAUUUGCUUCAAGGCAAUCGGGAGUUAUCUUCGAACGCAGGCGAAUUUAAAUCCGAAGUCGAUGAGAAUGAGAUAAACCCAACAGGUUUUGAUAUAAUGUUUCCAGAACCUAUUAGACUCGAGGCCGAGGUUCUGUACACGCUGACUGGUAGUUUCAGUGGACCGCAGUCUUUCUAUGGACAGGGGGGAGAGAAAGUUGUUAUGUUAGAGGGGGUCGAGUUCAUGUUCUGCAGCAGCGAGCUGUCGAAUAAUGGAACAUCUGUUUUUCAUGGCCAGUUCCCACAGAUCAUAUUCUCAAAAGAAUAGAUACACCAGUAACAU